Messenger RNA from Somion occarium, 1802 nucleotides. The record is from the annotation of a GenBank genome assembly. NCBI's taxonomy places the organism in Eukaryota, Fungi, Basidiomycota, Agaricomycetes, Polyporales, Cerrenaceae.
GCGCUUCUGAAAUCCAAUUUAUUAUCAGCUUGACAGUAGAAUUUUUGACGCCCAGCCUCUGUUCUUUCAUGCCCACUACCAUCAUCCAUUCAUUAAGACGAGUUGUCCCUUUUCAAACUUCUUUGAAAAUACCAGCGCAACGAUUUCGACCGGCAUUGAAUUAAUUGUCCCUCUCAGUGGGCCUCUGUCUUUCAUAGUCCUUGGUCAUCACGAACGCUUCUUCCUUUGUGAGAAAUUAACACUUCCUAAACUACCAUGACAAGUGUCAUCCCUAGGAGAAUGAUCUCCGGUCGGUUUGACUCUUUGCAACUUCCGUUCGACGUCCUGGCUCUUGUAAUAACAUUCCAUGCCGAUGUUUGUUCUUUGCUAGGCAUGAUGCAGACUUGUCGCGAUCUAUACCAAGUAGGGAUCCGCCACCUGGCAACCAAAGCCAAUGAUCUCGUUUUCUUCACGACACCUGAACAGAUCGCUUCAUUCUGCCUGUUUAUGCACGGAAACGUUGAAUAUCGCAGCUCAUUCCUGCGCCGCCUCUCUAUUGAGUUCAAUAUCUACAAGGAUUGGUCAAAAUCUUCUGAAGACUUCAAAUUGUUCGCAACAAUUCUGAGGCACGCAACCCGCUUGGAAUGCCUGGGCUUCUGGAACUUGGAAGAUUUCCUCAUUGACGUACCAGAAAUGGUGACAGCAAUCGCUUCUCUAACCUCUAUCACCUCGAUGGAUAUUGAGAGCCAAGAUACGUACACUUCAGACAACGCGUAUCGUAUGGUGCAGAAGAUGCAGUCGCCCGUUACGAACCUCACGCUAGGAGAAAUCUCAUCUGAAAAUUAUUCACCUUUGCCAUUUAUCGAAGCAUUCCAAAACAGCCUUCGCGAAUUGUCUAUUCAUGAUGCCAGUGACAUCUGCAUGGAGCUCUGGUCUUCCAAUAUCGUCGUACCUCGACUCGACCUCCUGGUACUACAUGGUUUAUGGCCUCACAACGCCGACAUCGAAUCUUUGAUUUUAGCGUUUCCAAACAUUUCACGUUUAUAUGCCUAUACCUUAACUGACGAUGAAACGGAUGAAGAUAGGGCAUUUCAACGGUCUGCCAAUCUCGAUGCACAGAAGUCUGUCUCUUGGCCAUCGCUCGAGAUCCUCUGCGGUGACGUCACGACGCUGUGGACAUUGGGUCUCACAUGUCGCGUCCGAUGCUUGAAAUUCUGGGAAUCUGUUUAUUGUGAAGAUCUUCCUUUAUUCAAGGAUAUAAUUCAAUGCUGCAAGCCCAAUUGGUUAUAUGUUAUUCUAAAAGGACGUGAGGAAGACUCGCCGGAGGGUCCAAAUCGACCUGUGCUGACGCUCCCACCGGUAGACAGGAUUCAGGGAAUGAUCGCUCAUGAUUUGCUUCAGCUUGAUCUUCGUAUCUACCUUAAUGGUAACUUCACGGUCAAGAGUUUCAAUCUACUUUUGGACCAAAUUAGAGAUCUGGGCAGCCUGACAUCGCUUCGGAUUUUGGGCUUGAGCAUAUAUGUUCACUGCGCUGGAUCUGAAUUAAUAGCGUUUCACUAGUCGACGAAGCAUGACACGAUUCUCGAAAUGUUGUCAUCCGGUUUCAAGUCUUCUUGUCGAAUUGACCUGGAAACUGGGGGGAACAUGGGAUUGCGUAAAGUCCAGUCUUCUUGGGAAAUCACACCUGCAGCCUCCGACGAGCCUGUCUUGAAGGAAAUUCCAUACACACAGGAUGUCUUCGACGACUCAGCUCCCUGAUGUAUCAUCACCGCCAUGUCAGGCUCGUCAAGGGAGUGAAGCUGGAAUCAAGUCUUGCGUUCGUU